Messenger RNA from Leishmania braziliensis MHOM/BR/75/M2904, 3786 nucleotides. RefSeq lists its product as hypothetical. Gene Ontology annotation, biological process: protein import into nucleus. The transcript has a single exon. Gene Ontology annotation, molecular function: nuclear import signal receptor activity; small GTPase binding. Gene Ontology annotation, cellular component: cytoplasm; nucleus. Bases 1 to 3786 code for a protein of 1261 amino acids. NCBI's taxonomy places the organism in Eukaryota, Euglenozoa, Kinetoplastea, Trypanosomatida, Trypanosomatidae. The record is from RefSeq and is a predicted model, not a curated record.
AUGCAGAGCAGUGACCGUCUCUACACGGCUGACGAGCUCUGCACCAUCAUCGAGAACAUUUUGCGCGUUGCCGACAACGCCGAGCGCCGCUGCAGCGAGACAGCGCUCACGAAUGCGCUUCGGCAACCCCCAAAUGUGGGCCAGCUGGUGACGAUUCUUUGCGGCACCCCGGAUGGCGCACCGCCCACGGCGUCGGCCGGUGUUCGUCAGAUGGCGGCAGUGCUCCUGCGAAAGCGUAUUUUUUCUCUUUGGCGUGUUCUGACGACGGAGCAGCAGCGGCAUGAGCUGCGCCAACUGCUGUUGCUGCGGCUCGGCAACGAGACGGCACGUCCGGUCCGCUUCGCCAUUGCCCACGUUGUCACUCGACUUGCGAAGGCCGCUGCCAGUCGCGGUGAUGGCGGGUGGCCGGAGCUGCAGCACGCGAUCCAUGCUGCCGCGGAUGACGCGCGAGUGGAGAUGCGCGAGCUGGCGAUGGUGCUGCUCUACAGCUUUAGUGAGGUGUUCGCGGAGGAGAGUGCGCUGAGUGGGUUGGCAACCGAGUCUGUCAUGCGCGGUCUGGGGGACAGCGAGACGGUGGUGCAGGCUGCGGCGGUGAAGGCGGCGAUGGCGCUGGUGCCGACCCUGGACGAGCACCCCGAGAUGCGCGAUGCCUUUCUCGCGCACCAGCUCGUACCCGCCUGCAUUAGCCUGCUCGAGAGCGGCGCAGCGACGGAGGCCAAGGUGCCGCUGUGCGUCAGCAUUCUCGACCUACUCGAGCGGCUCUUCGAUGACUUGCCUGUGAGGAAGUACGGUGCGCUGCUGCAGAACUUGGCGCAGGCACUGAUUCGACUCAUGGGGAAUCCGCAGCACCACCCGCGCAUCCGCGAGAACUGCGGAACGGCACUGGGGCAGCUGGCGACGCUGAAGCCAAAGUUUGUGGGGACACUGACCCUGCUCGAGCCGCUGGUGCAGGUGUGCCUCGGGCUCAUGUCGGAGGACAACACCAUCUCCAUCUCAGAUCAGGGCAGCGGCAGCAUGGACGACGAGGGCGUGAACGACAGCGAUGACGACGACGUGGACAUGCUGCACCUCACGUCCGCCUGCAUGGUGGGUGGCCAGCUGCUGAGCACGCUUGCCACGACGGUGUCCAGUAAGGCCUUCACGGCGGUGCUGCUGCCGUACAUCUCGAGAGUGACGGACGCUCCGGCAAGCGUGGCCACCCGCACCCGCAAGGCUACAAUGAUUGCACUCGCCUGCCUAGCCGAAGGACACUCGAGCUAUCUGCGUCGCCGCGUCAGGUACGUGCUGACGGUGACGCGCGGCUUCCUGCACGACGCGGAUCCGGUCCCCCGCGAGGCCGCCGCCUUUGCUCUUUCGUACUUUUGCGUGCAUCUGCAGCCCGAAAUAUUGCUGCACCACCACGAGCUGCUGCCGAUGGUGGUGCCUCUGCUGGCGGACGCGAACGACCUCGUGCGUCGCCGCGUAGCCCAGGCUCUGGACACCCUAUGCGAGAACCUCCAGGAGAAACUCGACCGCUACGUGCCGACGCUGCUGCCGGCAGUGAUGGCGGCCAUCCCGGUGAGCUCGCUCGAGACGCAGUGCCGUUUGUGCGGCGUGCUCUCGUCGAUGGGCAUGGCGCACUCCGCUGCUUUCGCAAGCCGAGGUCCGGAGCUGCUAGAGGUUUUGCGGCAGCCCUUUGGGUUGAAUUCGCCGGAGACGAUGGCGCUCCGUGCGCAGGUAACCGAGACCGUCGGCGUCAUUGGCUCCGCGAUGGGCCGUGCUGCCUUUGCCCAGUACUUCCCCUUCUUCAUGCAGGAGGUGGUGGUGAACCUGCAGACGCGCCACGCACCGCUGCGGGAGCAGAGUUUCGGCUUUCUGGCGAACAUGUGCGAGCUGUUUCGCGAGGACUUUGCGCUGUACCUGAACGACUCCAUUCACUGCGCCUUGGAGACGAUCACCGAGGACCGGGCGGUGUAUACGAAUAAGCACCCGCUAGCCAGCGACGGAAGUAGUGGUGCGCUUGCUGCCUUCGCCGCGUGGAAGGAUGACGAUGACGGCAGUGAGGACGAGAGCGACGAGGACGGAGGCGACGACGCGGAGGAGAUUCACCUACGCGUGCGCACCGCCGACGUGGAGGAGAAGUCGUCCGCCGUAUACUGUAUUGGCGUGUUUGCCGAUGUCAUGAUGGGCCAGCUCGGCGAAGCGCAGACGGCAGCGUGCUGGGAGGCGCUGACGGGGCUCAACUCGCACUAUUACCCUAACGUUCGCUCUAACGCCCUCAUCGCAUUGGCCAAGCUUGCCAAGGCAUCUGCCGGCAUUCCAGCAGAGGAAAUGCAGACGCUCAGCCGAGCCGCCAGUGUGGCGGGGCGCACCGCUGCCGCUAGUAGUAGCGGCAGACUCGUGCAGGAUAUUCUUUCGCUGCCGGUGCGCGACCGCAUUGAUGAGUUGCUGAACCUGCUGCUUCGCACUAUAGAGGAGGAGGACACGGAGAGGGAGGUCGUCGGCGCCGCGUGCGAGGCGGUGACUAUCGUGAUGGACUACUUCGGCACGCAGUGCGCCAUCGAUGGCCCAGAUGCGGUGCUGCGGGAUGUGGUGCAGCUGCUGCGUGGGACGAUGCCGUGCCAGCGCCGCGGUGACGAGCUUGAGGACGAGGACGAGUGCAGUGAGGUGGACGGUGCGGAAAAUAUGAGCUACGAGCAGUACCAGGAGCAGCAGCAGACGGGGAGGUCUGCCGGUGCGGACAAGGCGCCCUGUGCUCGGGGAAGAGACCCGCUCUUUCGACGCGCUGACGAGGCGGCGGAGGCUCAGGCUUCCGCGAUUGUGGCCGCCAUGGUACAGCAUCAGCAGAACGGCGUCGCGGCUGCUCCGCCGUCCAUUCAGCUGCCGUCCGCGGCUGAGGUGCCACCGUGGUACACGCUUGUUUCACCAGAGAUGGUGAGGCACGGCGUCCACCUGCCCGAGGACCACGACGAAGUUGUCCUAGACGCCGCCGCUGAGAUGCUCGAAAGCGUCGCCAGGGCGUAUGGCGUGCUGCUGCAGCCCUACAUGCCCUACCUGAUCCCGCUACUCGCCAUGCAUGCCGACGUGGAGACGCGGCCCCCGGAAGGACUUGUGACCGCUGUAGGUACCCUCGCCGCCGUGCUACAGGCAUACGGUGGCGUCGACGCCAAUGGCGAUGGUGCCGCGUCGCCGGCGUCGGGGGAGCUGUUGGCGCCGUUCGUCGAGGCAGCUGUGCAGCUGAGCGUUAGCGUCAUGGCAGGCUCAGACGAAUCCACUGCGAGGGCGAACAGCGCAUAUCUGCUCCGCGUCCUUGUGGAGGGCUGUCCAGGUUUCUUCGCGCAGCAAAGCGCUGUUGUAUCGCAGUGCUUCCAGGCGCUCUGGUCCAUAGUUGGCAACGAGGAGGACGAGAUACCGGAGGCUGUCGACAACGCCGUCAGCGCCACCUGCUCCUUCGUCCGUUGCCUUCCGCUGUCGCUGCUGCCCCUCGAUCAGGUUAUCCCUGCCCUUAUGGCGCACUUGCCCAUGAAGAUGGACAAGGCAGAGAACCCGAACGCGGUGCGAACCCUGCGCUAUCUGCUGGGAACCGACCACGCUGCCUCAGCCGCGGCGGUGUCCAGCUGGUUGCCAUCCGUGGUUGUUGCCGUCGCGAAUGUGCUCACCGCGGAUACCGUGGAGGACGCAGAGAAGCAGCAGCUGGUGCAGCAGGGGGCGGCGGUGUUUGCGCAGGCGCAUCCGCAGGCAUGGCAGCAGCAGCGACAGGGCUUGUCGAGUGGGCAACUUGCGGCGCUGCAGGUAUGGCAGCUGUGA